Messenger RNA from Symbiodinium pilosum, 1341 nucleotides. The record is from the annotation of a GenBank genome assembly. Lineage: Eukaryota; Dinophyceae; Suessiales; Symbiodiniaceae.
AUGCAGAUGGACGUGGAGGAGAUGUACUGCCGCUUCCGCAGUGCCAUCGAAAACGUCAAUGUCAUCAUCGCGACCUACAGCGACGCAUCCAUGGGGAGCUUGCAGAUGGACCCAGGUCAAGGGAAUGUGGCUUUCGGCAGUGGCCUCCACGGCUGGGGCUUCAGCACUGAACGCUUCGCCAAAAUCUACGCUCAGAAGAUGGGAGUAGACAGGGUCAAGAUGAUGCAGAGGCUUUGGGGAGAUUGGUUCUACUAUCCCAAGAGGAAGGUCUGGACGACCUCCCAGCCAGAAGAUUGUAAAGAACCGCUCCAGAGAGCUUUCUGCCAGUACAUCAUGGGUCCCAUCAACCAGUUGAUCCGCGCCAUCAUGGACCAGGACACUGACAAGUACGAGAAGAUGAUGGAGUCUCAGGGCAUCGUGCUCAAAGGAGAAGAGCGAGAGCUCAAAGGAAAGCCGCUGAUGAAGCACGUGAUGCAGACAUGGAUCAACGCGGCAGACUCACUCCUGAACAUGAUCGUCACGCAGCUGCCCUCUCCAAAGGUGGCACAGCGCUACCGAGUGGAGAACCUCUAUGAAGGCCCCAUGGACGACGCGGCUGCCACUGGCAUUCGAACCUGCGACCCAUCGGGACCACUGAUGUUGUAUGUGUCCAAGAUGGUACCCGCUGCUGAUAAGAGCCGCUUUUAUGCGUUCGGCCGUGUCUUCUCCGGGACUGUGGCCUCGGGACAGAAGGUGCGAAUCCAGGGUGCCCACUACAAGCCUGGAUCCAAGGACGACCUGCAUGUCAAGAACAUCCAGCGCACUGUGCUGAUGAUGGGCCGAACCAUCGAAAAGAUCCAAGAUGUUCCUUGCGGCAACACAGUGGCGCUGGUUGGCGUGGACCAGUACAUCGUAAAGUCCGGCACGAUCACAACUUUGGAGGACGCUCACAACUUUGCAGACAUGAAAUACAGCGUGUCUCCGGUGGUGAAGGUGGCGGUAAAGGCCAAGGAUGCCAAAGAUUUGCCAAAGCUCGUCGACGGGUUGAAAAAGCUGUCCCAAUCCGAUCAGCUCGUGGUCUGCUCCGUAGAGGAGAGCGGCGAACAUGUCAUCGCCGGCUGUGGUGAGCUGCAUGUGGAGAUUUGCCUCAAAGAUCUCAGGGAGGAGUUUGCGCAGUGCGAUUUCACUGUCUCGGACCCCGUGGUGUCUUAUCGAGAGACCGUCUCGGCGCCCUCGAAGCAGGCUUCUGACGAGGAGUUCUUCAAAGAGUUCAGUUCUGAUAGCCUCAAGACAAUGCGCCGCAUCCAUAACCUUCGCAGCCAUUCCCAAAUUAAGCACACAAGCAUUCAACCCUCCAGCUGA